Molecule: messenger RNA, 795 nt
Organism: Knipowitschia caucasica
Lineage: Eukaryota; Metazoa; Chordata; Actinopteri; Gobiiformes; Gobiidae
Source: the annotation of a GenBank genome assembly
AUGCCCAUCCCGGUGCUAGGCCUCCGCGACCACUCCAAAGUGUUCAAAGACGGCAGCUGCCUCCUCACAGACAACAACUUCGUCCUGGUUGGAUCUUUCGUGGCCUUUUUCAUCCCGCUCACAAUCAUGAUGGUCACGUACUUCCUCACCAUCAAUGCUCUGCAGAACGAGGCCACUUUGUGCUUGGACCAACUCGUGCCACGACCCAAAUGGAGCACGACUUUCACGCUGAGCUUCUUACCUCAAGUAACAUCUAUUUCGUCAGAGAAGUUAUAUAGGCGAUCGAUUGUACGGGAAACUCGUAGCAAUAGCGUAUCUGGAGCUCUGUUCGGUCGUCGCACCAUGCAAUCCAUCAGCAACGAACAGAAAGCUUCGAAAGUUUUGGGGAUAGUGUUUUUCCUUUUUGUUAUCAUGUGGUGCCCAUUUUUCAUCACAAACGUUCUGGCCGUGGUUUGCGAUACGGAGGUUUGUAACCCUAGUUUGAUGGCCGGGCUUCUGAACGUCUUUGUUUGGGUUGGUUACUUGUCAUCCGCAGUCAAUCCGCUUGUAUACACACUGUUCAACAAGACCUAUCGUGCUGCUUUCUCGCGCUACAUCCAGUGUCGAUAUCAGCCGGAAAAGAAGCCGCUUCAGCUUAUUUUGGUAAACACAAUUCCUCCGUUGGCUUAUAACUCGACACAGUUGCCGUUGAGAGACAUCAGAAAGCUGCGCAACGGUGUGGUGACGUUCAGUGAUGCAAAGAACUUCACUUUACCGGGAAGAAGUCAAGGCGGCAGAAGUGAGAGCAGGGUCUAA